This is a messenger RNA of Ananas comosus (pineapple), 1077 nucleotides long. Its product is annotated as L10-interacting MYB domain-containing protein-like. The record is from RefSeq and is a predicted model, not a curated record. The coding region runs from base 1 to 1077 and encodes 358 amino acids. The transcript is spliced from 4 exons. NCBI's taxonomy places the organism in Eukaryota, Viridiplantae, Streptophyta, Magnoliopsida, Poales, Bromeliaceae.
AUGAUGCACUUGUCUUACGAGAUGCUAUUGAAAGACCAUGUGGUCUCAGGGUUCCUCAAGGAAAAUAUUAUCUGGUUGACGCAGGCUAUUCAACUAGACCUGGAUUUAUAUCACCUUAUCGAAGUGUUAGAUAUCAUUUACGAGAAUGGGGAGCUCGUUAUGGAUAAUGAAAUACGUAGUAAUAUUAGCUCCAAGAAAAUCAGUGCUUUCAAAUGGAAUUCUAUUAUGAGUAGAUUUUUCAUUCAAUUUAUGGCUGAGCAAGCUAGACAAGGAAUGAAGAUUGACAAGUCUUUUAAGCCUCAAACUCUCAAUGCAGCGGUGGUAGCUGUCAAUGAACAAUUUGGAUGUAAGAUAACCGAAAGCAAUGUUAGGAAUCAUUUGAGAACACUACGAGCGAGAUGGUUACAAAUCAAACAACUCAAGGAGAAAAGCGGUGUUGGGUGGGAUGAGAAAGAGAAAAAAAUAAUAAUGGGAGAAGAUGAGUACAAGACAUAUAUUCAGGCCAAUCCAAAAGAUGAGCCAUAUAUUAAUAAACCGAUCAAUGAUUAUGAAGAGCUGGCUUUGAUAUGUGGCAAUGAUCAAGCGACGGGCAAAUAUACGAAGCAAACUGAUCAAGCACUCGGUGUGAACUUAGAUGGUCCUUCUUUUAUUAACAUUGAUACAACUAACGAGGGUGAUGCUGGUCUGGAUGAUAUAAUAUUCACAGAAUCCUCCCAAUUACCUUCUACUCCUAAGGAAACUACAUCAACCUCUUCAAAAGGCAAAAAUAAAAGAAUUGGUGAAAAAAGGCUACGUGAUAGUGAAACUGAAGUGAUACGUGAAUUAGCAACACAAGUAGGACAAGUCGCAACGGCCUUAAAAGGAACUAGAUCUCUUCAAUUUUCGAAUGAGCUAUUUCAGGAGGUAAUGAAACUACCAUUUUCAGUUGAACAACUCGAAGAUGCUUAUGAUUUUUUAAUGGAGAAUGAUGUGCAAGCUAGAUGCUUUAUGGCAAAGCCUUUGGAGAUGCGUAUGAAAUGGAUGCAACGCUUUCGGCGAACAAGAUUCUAUUCUGAUGAGGAUGAACCAAAUCCUUAG